UUGUGGUAAUGUGUUUUUUUAAAGUCUUUGUCCGUUGGAGGUCAUUUGAAGAAUUUACAGGUGAAGCAACAUGGUGUCUGGGAUUUGCUUCUAAGGACUCCAGCCAGAAGUAAAUAAACAAAAUAAAUAAACAUUCAGUGAGGGUACAAGAAACAAAUAAAUACCUUCUGUUUGUUGGUUCCUGUUCAUAGCCACAGGGCCUGCAAGGAUGCUGGCUGUCCCGGAGACCAGCCUGCAGGGGCUAUACAUUGGCUCCAGCCCAGAGCGGUCUCCGGUGCCCAGCCCGCCCGGCUCCCCGAGGACCCAGGAAAGCUGUGGCAUUGCCCCCCUCACACCAUCACAGUCUCCAAAGCCCGAGGCCCGAGCCCCACAGCAGGCCCUCUUCUCCGUGGUGGUGGCCAUUGACUUUGGCACCACAUCCAGUGGCUAUGCCUUCAGCUUUGCCAGUGACCCUGAAGCCAUCCACAUGAUGAGGAAAUGGGAGGGCGGAGACCCGGGCGUAGCCCACCAAAAGACCCCGACCUGCCUGCUGCUAACCCCAGAGGGCGCCUUUCACAGCUUUGGCUACACAGCCCGCGACUACUACCAUGAUCUGGACCCCGAGGAAGCUCGGGACUGGCUCUACUUCGAAAAAUUCAAGAUGAAAAUCCACAGCGCCACAGAUCUCACCUUGAAGACCCAGCUAGAGGCUGUAAAUGGAAAGAAAAUGCCCGCCCUGGAGGUUUUCGCCCAUGCCCUGCGAUUCUUCAAGGAGCAUGCCCUUCAGGAGCUGAGGGAGCAGUGCCCAUUGAUGCCAGAGAAAGACACUGUGCGCUGGGUGUUGACGGUGCCCGCCAUCUGGAAGCAGCCAGCCAAGCAGUUCAUGCGAGAGGCUGCCUACCUGGCCGGCCUGGUGUCCCGAGAGAAUGCAGAGCAGCUACUUAUUGCACUGGAGCCCGAGGCCGCCUCUGUCUACUGCCGAAAACUGCGUCUGCACCAGCUUGUGGACCUGAGCAGCCGGACCCCGGGCAGUGGGCGCCUGGGGGAGCGCCGCUCCAUCGACUCCAGCUUCCGGCACGCCCGAGAGCAGCUGCGAAGGUCCCGCCACAGCCGCACGUUCCUGGUGGAGUCUGGCGUCGGAGAGCUCUGGGCAGAGUUGCAAGCAGGAGACCGUUACAUGGUGGCGGAUUGCGGGGGAGGCACCGUGGACCUGACCGUGCACCAGCUGGAGCAGCCUCACGGCACCCUCAAGGAACUCUACAAGGCGUCAGGCGGACCCUAUGGUGCUGUGGGCGUGGACCUGGCCUUUGAGCAGCUACUGGGCCGCAUCUUUGGCGAGGACUUCGUCGCCACCUUCAAAAGGGAACGGCCGGCAGCCUGGGUGGAUUUAACCAUUGCCUUCGAGGCUCGUAAACGCACAGCGGGCCCGCACCGUGCCGGCGCCCUCAACAUCUCCCUGCCCUUCUCAUUCAUCGACUUCUACCGCAAGCAGCGAGGCCACAAUGUGGAGACGGCCCUGCGCAGGAGCAGCGUGAACUUGGUGAAGUGGUCCCCACAGGGGAUGCUCCGGAUGUCCUGCGAGGCUAUGAACGAGCUCUUCCAGCCCACGGUCAGCGGGAUCAUCCAGCAUAUAGAGGCGCUGCUGGCGCAGCCCGAGGUGCAAGGCGUGAAGCUGCUGUUCCUGGUGGGCGGCUUCGCCGAGUCGGCCGUGCUCCAGCACGCGGUGCAGGCGGCGCUGGGCGCCCGCGGCCUGCGCGUCGUGGUCCCGCACGACGUGAGCCUCACCAUCCUCAAGGGUGCGGUACUCUUCGGGCAGGCGCCGGGCGUGGUGCGGGUGCGCCGCUCGCCGCUCACCUACGGCGUGGGCGUGCUUAACCGCUUUGUGCCCGGGCGCCACCCACCCGACAAGCUGCUGGUUCGCGACGGCCGCCGCUGGUGCACCGACGUCUUCGAGCGCUUCGUGGCCGCCGAGCAGUCGGUGGCCCUAGGCGAGGAGGUGCGGCGCAGCUACUGCCCGGCACGCCCAGGGCAGCGGCGCGUACUCAUCAACCUGUACUGCUGCGCCGCGGAGGACGCGCGCUUCAUCACCGACCCGGGAGUGCGCAAGUGCGGCGCGCUCAGCCUCGAUCUGGAGCCCGCCAACUGCGGCCCGGACCCCGCCGGCGCGUCCCCCGGCCGCCGCGAGAUUCGCGCCGCCAUGCAGUUUGGCGACACCGAGAUUAAGGUCACCGCCGUCGACGUCAGCACAAAUCGCUCUGUGCGCGCGGCCAUCGACUUUCUUUCCAACUGAGGGCAUGCUAGGCACAGGGCGGGGCGCAGGGCGCGGCACCGCCAACCCUGAGCUCCGCCUGCCAAACGCCCUCUAUCGGUCUCGUGGUCUGGGGAGCGGGCUGGGGCAGCUAAAUCUGCUUGUUCAGAUAUCAGCGCCCCUUUCCCCGCCCUCUGCCCGGGGGAGAUGAGGUCACAGGAGGGUGGGUGGGGACACAUCCAGAGACAUUGCUUUGAGGUUGGGCCCUGGUCUGCUGACAGAAAAGCUGGACGAAAUCUGGGGCAGAUAAAGGAGACUUACUUAGAGGUUUCCAAGACGGUGCUCCUAGCCCUACAGGAAUGUGUAACCCCCGAAGCCAGAAAAUACCGGAAGAUUGGGCCAGCCCUGACCUGAACUGAGGGUGGAGGGGUUGGGGGGAAAGGUCAAGCAAGGUAGGAUGAAGGGAGAGCAGCAGGAGGAAGGGGGUUGUUCACCUGGACACCAAGGGCCGGAGUCCAGCCCACGCUGGAAGCCCCGCAGAGCAACCGUGUCGGGACAGGAAAGUGACGGAAAGCAGGCACUAGAGGGACAAGGGUCGUAUGGCCUUCCUGGCGGUGGUACUGGCCCAAGUAGGGCUGUUAAUGGUAGAAGUAGUAGCUGGCUAAUGGGGGGAGGGACACAUUAUCAGGGUGAAGACAGUUAUGAGGGGAUGUAGGAGAGUGUGCUAGGGGGCCUUUCAUUCAGGACAUAUGACUCAUGGUAAGGCUUCAAGGGCCAGCCUGUGAAUGACCCACUUCUACCUCACCCUAAACAUGAAAGGGCAGUUCAGGUGGGAACAGGGAAGACAGAAGGAGCACUGGGGGGCUGGUCCUAGCUCCUCCAUCAACUCAAUGUGGCAUUAGGACAUUCUCUGCCCACCCAUGGGCCAAGUAGGAAAUGUUUGGUACCUCCCUCCAGCUGUGACAUGCAACAGCCCCACCUUCCCAAGAACCCUAAGGUGACAAUAAAGCAUUUAUGCUCAAGGUCAAGUAACAGUCUGCUGGUACCACAUGACUAGGGAGCCCAAUAGUGGAGUAGCAGAGGGGCCUGGGUUCUAGAAAGACAAGGGAGAAAACUUUCAGCUGUACCCAGGGCUGGGAACUGACCAGAAGGGGGUGCUAGAGUUUCCCUCUCAGGCAUCCCAAAUAGAACUCCGUAAGUCCCUAAGACAUCUGAACCCUGGUGGUUCACUUCUUAAGUGCUGCUGCUAACUAAAAGGUUGGUGUUUUGAACCCACCCAAUGGAUUGGCAGGAGAAAGACCUGACAGUCUGCUCCCAUAAAGAUUACAGCCUAGAAAACCCUAUGGGACAGUUCUACUGUCACAUGGGGUCACUAUGAGUCUAAAUCAACUCAAGAGCACCUAACAACUGGCAACUGUUCCCAGACCUGACAGCCACCACCUGUGCAUACCGCCUUUGGAGGUAGGUGCUGUCAUACCAUACAGUGCCCUAGUCACCUCAGAGAAUGAGUUUGCCCAGUUCUGUUCCUUGUCCCAUCUGUGAAGGGUUGAGCACUCUCAGGAUCCUGGAAAACAAAAGGUCAGCUGGCCUCUGGUAUCCAU
Molecule: messenger RNA, 3828 nt
Organism: Loxodonta africana (African savanna elephant)
Lineage: Eukaryota; Metazoa; Chordata; Mammalia; Proboscidea; Elephantidae
Gene: HSPA12B
Product: heat shock protein family A (Hsp70) member 12B
Exons: 12
Coding region: 209-2269 (686 amino acids)
Source: RefSeq, a predicted model, not a curated record